CCUGUCUCUCAAGCCUCCUUCCCCGCGCGGGACGUGGCGCUUCCUUCUCCGCUAAUCCUGCAGCUUUGAACUGAGCCCUGCUGAGCUGCUUAGCUGCCGAGCUGCCGAACUCGGAGCAACGUAUCUCGGUGAGAUUUUGCGCUGACCGUCCUGAGCCCUUUCAUCGGUAAUCGGUAGCGGAUUACUUUGCCAACAGCCAGGAAGAACAAACGAAUCUAGGAGACGCUCGACUUCCGGCCUCCUUCCUCCAAGCGGCGUCCUCUUCCGCUCGCACCGGUCCGGAGAAGCUGAAUUUAUAAUCUUCAGUGGAUUAAAGUAACGUGGAACUUUUUGGUGAAACAAGUGCUCAUUAGAGGAGAAGUGAGUCAUAAGGAAAUAAAGAUGAGUAAGAGCAAAGAUGAUGCUCCUCAUGAACUAGAAAGCCAGUUUAUCUUACGCCUACCUCCGGAAUAUGCCUCUACUGUGAGGAGGGCAGUACAGUCUGGCCAUGUCAACCUGAAAGACAGACUGACAAUUGAGUUACAUCCUGAUGGGCGUCAUGGAAUUGUCAGAGUGGACCGGGUCCCUUUGGCUUCAAAAUUGGUAGAUCUGCCCUGUGUUAUGGAAAGCUUGAAAACCAUUGAUAAAAAAACCUUUUACAAGACAGCUGAUAUCUGUCAGAUGCUUGUAUCUACAGUUGAUGGUGAUCUCUACCCUCCCGUGGAAGAGCCAGUUGCUACUACUGAUCCAAAAGCAAGCAAGAAAAAGGAUAAGGACAAAGAGAAAAAGUUUAUCUGGAACCAUGGAAUUACUCUGCCUCUAAAAAAUGUCAGAAAGAGAAGGUUCCGUAAGACAGCAAAGAAAAAGUAUAUUGAAUCUCCAGAUGUAGAAAAGGAAGUGAAGCGGUUGCUGAGUACAGAUGCAGAAGCUGUCAGUACUCGUUGGGAAAUAAUUGCUGAAGAUGAAACAAAAGAGACAGAAAAUCAGGGCCUGGAUAUCUCCUCUCCAGGAAUGUCUGGCCAUAGGCAGGGCCAUGACUCAUUAGAACAUGAUGAACUUCGGGAGAUAUUCAAUGACCUCAGCAGCAGCAGUGAAGAUGAAGAUGAGACACAUCAUCACGAUGAAGAAGAUAUAAACAUCAUUGAUACAGAGGAAGAUCUGGAGAGGCAGCUACAGGACAAGCUAAAUGAAUCUGAUGAACAGCACCAAGAAAAUGAGGGAACCAAUCAACUGGUUAUGGGAAUUCAGAAACAGAUUGAUAACAUGAAAGGCAAGCUCCAAGAGACCCAGGACAGGGCAAAACGGCAGGAGGAUCUCAUCAUGAAGGUGGAAAACUUGGCACUCAAGAAUAGGUUUCAGGCUGUGUUGGAUGAACUCAAACAGAAGGAAGACAGAGAAAAGGAGCAGCUUAGCUCUUUGCAAGAAGAGCUAGAAUCACUCCUAGAGAAGUGAGAAAAACCCUGAUACUUAAUUUCAUUCCUCAGGCGGGUCAGCAUAAAAGAAACACCUAGGACUGGGUAUUAUGACCUUGUAGUAGUUCCUUUUCUCUCCACUGCCUUCUAUUGAAUUGACCCGAUUUGUCUCUCAGAACCAGUUUGCUAGAUGUUUAUCCUCUAGGAAGUAGGAUUGUAUAGGUAGAAAAAUGAUUGUAGAAAAGUUGUAGGUUUAGUGGAAUGAACAGUUUAAUGUUCAUAAUCACAGCUUCACUGCAAGACUUUGCUGCUGUUUUUUCAUUUGCCAUAUGCUAUUAUUGCUUCUGUGUGAUGCCAUCUGAGAUCAAUAAGAAAAGACAGUGAAGCUAGUUUGCAUUUUUUCCCCAUGCAUUAGCUAUUUUCCAAGCUAUUCAAAGCAAUUGCUCUCACAUGUAGAAAUGCAAAUCAUUUCAAAAAGUUGUUUCUAAUACAGUUAAUAAAAGCGACUGAUUUUCACCUCUUAA
Messenger RNA from Choloepus didactylus (southern two-toed sloth), 1915 nucleotides. It is a transcript of the gene TAF7, whose product is annotated as TATA-box binding protein associated factor 7. Gene Ontology annotation, molecular function: RNA polymerase II general transcription initiation factor activity. Bases 382 to 1431 code for a protein of 349 amino acids. The transcript is spliced from 2 exons. NCBI's taxonomy places the organism in Eukaryota, Metazoa, Chordata, Mammalia, Pilosa, Megalonychidae. Gene Ontology annotation, biological process: RNA polymerase II preinitiation complex assembly; transcription initiation at RNA polymerase II promoter; regulation of transcription by RNA polymerase II. Gene Ontology annotation, cellular component: transcription factor TFIID complex. The record is from RefSeq and is a predicted model, not a curated record.